CGAAGAAGAAGAUGGUGACGGCGGAGAAGAAUGGAUACUGCGGCGCCGGGGACGAGGCACACAUGCGUGAAGCUCGAGAUUUACACCCCUGCGAGCGAACCAGUCUUCGUCAAGGGAACGUGGUUCGAGGGUCGCUUCGACCUCUCCAUCACCGAAGGCCUCCACUCUUGGGUCUGCCACGCUAGGGAAGAGGAUGCGAGAGAUAGAGCGGCGCAGUGGGUCAGCCAGUAUCCGAGUAUAUCCAAUUGGCGGAGAAGCACCUGGGGUUUCAAAUCCCUGGCUCGAUCUAGAGGUUCGACGAUGCCGGCGAUGGCUGCAAACGAGUUAAACUUUGCUAAUGUAUACACGUGGUGCAACCAGUGUCAGAUGCUCUUGCUGUCAUACUGUGAACCUGCCACC
Messenger RNA from Linum tenue, 399 nucleotides. NCBI's taxonomy places the organism in Eukaryota, Viridiplantae, Streptophyta, Magnoliopsida, Malpighiales, Linaceae. The record is from the annotation of a GenBank genome assembly.